This is a messenger RNA of Fraxinus pennsylvanica, 651 nucleotides long. The record is from the annotation of a GenBank genome assembly. Lineage: Eukaryota; Viridiplantae; Streptophyta; Magnoliopsida; Lamiales; Oleaceae.
AUGCAAUCGAGUCUCUCACUGGAUCCAUAUUAUAUUGAAAGCAAAGAACUUUGUCGGGACUCAGGGAGAUCAUGCAACGAGCAUUUGUCACUUGGAGAAUUGCUUUUGAAUAUUCGAAUGUCGAGUUGGCCACCAUAUCAUCGUAGGGGACUUGUGAACGAAGUGAACAAGGAUGGGGAUUCUAUAAUGAUUUCUUGUGGAAUAAGAUCUAUUGCUCAGGGAAAUGAAGAAAUGCCAAUAAGGGUAGCUGAAUCCCUAUGGAUAUGUUUGAUUGGAUGGACUGGGGAUACCAUGGCUGAGAUCUUCGACAUGCUUUUACGAAGUUCUUGGAAUGCGUCUAGAGAAGCCUACAGAGUGGAUGUUGCACAUUGGAACGAGCCCAGCCUUAUCGCUCUAUCAAGGCAAAAAGUCACGGCAUGUGUGGAAGGAACAUCAGAAGAUGCAGUUGAAAGGGGUGGUUACAUCAUCAGUGAUAAUUCAUGUGAUGUCUUACCUGAGAUCAUAUUGAUUUGUACUGGAUCAGAGCUGUGUUUAUGUGAAGCUAGUGCACGAGUUAUGAAGGAAGAAGAGAGAAGAAUGAUGGUGAUUUCACUGGUUUGUUGGAGGCUUUUUGAAGACAUCCUAAUGAUACUUUCUAUGCUGAAGUGGUAG